AUGCCGCGACGACAACAACCUCCUCGGUCCCUCGGCCCUCGCCGGCGCCGGCGCGCUCAUCCUCUCCCACGCCGCGAUUGCCGACCUAACCUCCUCCCGCCUCCUCCUCCUUCCUCUGGACGACUGGAACUCACCCAUCCUAAGCUCUGCGCGUACGUUUACAUCCACAUGCUCUGCUCCGCCGUGAGCCAGGACGACCGCACCUUCCCCUUCGUCCUCCACGCCGCCGCUGAGGCGCACGCAGCCAAGGGUCAAGCAGUCAAGCUCCACGCCGCCGCGCUCAGAAGCGGCCACCUUACGGACGUGUUCGCGGGCAACACGCUGCGCCUCUUUCUAUGCGGCCACCUCACGGACGUGACGCGCGCGGGGUGUUUGAUGAAAUGCCAGUCCCGGAUGUUGUCCGUAGUCUCGGCGUUCUUGGCCAACAAGAUGCUAGAUGAUGUGAGGCAGGCAUUGGUUAGUAUGACGGAGAGCGGGCAGCGGGGUCCCUGUGAAUGUGGCAAGCUUGCUCUCGGUUAUGCCUGCCUUAUAAGUAGCUGUGUACAUACUACAGUGGCUACAAGCUUUUCUUGUAGGGGAUCAGAUGGUUAG
Triticum turgidum subsp. durum (durum wheat) is the source of this 591-nucleotide messenger RNA. The record is from the annotation of a GenBank genome assembly. Lineage: Eukaryota; Viridiplantae; Streptophyta; Magnoliopsida; Poales; Poaceae.